UCUACUUCCAGAAAAAGGAUGAUCGAGGUCACCGACGCACCUACAGAGAAGACUAGGCCGACCGAGAUUCUAGCUACUCGAACAGGAAUAGACUAUGCAAGGAUCUACCCAAGGGCUUCUCAACCUGAGAGCCAAGAAGAAGCUGCUCCAGAUCAAACCAAGAAGGCAGAAAAGCAGUCUGAAUAUGACCUCCUUGAUGUGUUAGUGGCAGCUUCUUCUGAUUCCUAUGAUUCUGCGGAUUCAAAUGCGUAUGCUAUAACAUCGUCACUCAAAAGACGAGACUUGGAUCGAGGAUCCACGCCUUCCCUUACGGAAAGGUCCGCUCCAACCACCGCUCAUGGAAUUGUUGAAUUCAUUUCCUCUGUCCUACCUGACUCACCGGCAUCGGGCUCUCGCUUGUCAGCUUCAUCAGACUUUGGCUUUGAAUUGUUGUAAAAUACCCUACCCUCUCUAUCCUUCUUCCUUGCCGGCUAUAGAGCCACGGAAGAGUUAAAGGCGGAUACUUCAGUUGCUUAUUCGCAGGCGUAUGAUUCGUCUGCGCUUAUUCAAAUGUUGAUUCUACAGUGCCAACUUCUCUUCCAGAAUCAGUCCCUGGGAGAGAAACUACAACCUCCGCUGCAUCCUCUACUGAUGUAGAAUUCUAUUGUUAUAGAAUCACAGACAGCUUUUGGCUAAUGCUAAUGAUACCACAGAAUGUCUGUCUGCCUUGGAUAAUGGUUAUGAAAAGAACAUUUCCUUUCAUCGAUCGAAAGAUGCUUUCGUAACUAGGACAGCUUGAAGAGCCGAAGACAAGUCUUUAAUAGAAAGAAUCCACUUUC
Molecule: messenger RNA, 818 nt
Organism: Rubroshorea leprosula
Lineage: Eukaryota; Viridiplantae; Streptophyta; Magnoliopsida; Malvales; Dipterocarpaceae
Source: the annotation of a GenBank genome assembly